AUGGCCCUGUGGAUGCGCCUCGUGCCCCUGCUGGCCCUGCUGGCCCUCUGGGCGCCCACCCCUGCCCGGGCCUUCGUCAACCAGCACCUGUGCGGCUCCCACCUGGUGGAGGCACUGUACCUGGUGUGCGGGGAGCGCGGCUUCUUCUACACGCCCAAGGCCCGCCGGGAGGUGGAGGGCCCGCAGGCCUCAGCCUCGUCCCCCUCCUCCUCCACCUCUGCGUCAAGCCGGCUGGAGGGUCUGGGCAGCACAGCCAGAGCACCCCCUGCUUUGGCGGCGACUGCUAAUAUUGGCCCGGCCAGCGGAUCAUCAGCCGGGCAGUUUCGGCAGAGAGCCUGGGGCACCAGCGACUCCCCAGUCCUCUUUAUUCACCGCCCGGGAGCUUCGGGGACUACGCAGCGACUAGAGUACAGGGGCCGAAGAGUCACCACUGAGCUUGAGGAAGAGGAGGUGGACUCCGGCUCCCAGCCCCAAGGCCCCACAUCUCCUCCGGGUCAGCUCCCUGCCCAGGCUGUCCCCCGGCCUGAGCUGCAGCAGGCCAGAGCCACCCGAGGCCCCAGCCCGGAGGUCAGCUGCUGCGGCCUGUGGCCCAGGCGAUCCCCACCCGCUCAGAACUGA
Messenger RNA from Balaenoptera ricei (Rice's whale), 618 nucleotides. RefSeq names its product insulin (gene INS). The record is from RefSeq and is a predicted model, not a curated record. The transcript has 3 exons. Bases 1 to 618 code for a protein of 205 amino acids. Gene Ontology annotation, cellular component: extracellular region. Gene Ontology annotation, molecular function: hormone activity. NCBI's taxonomy places the organism in Eukaryota, Metazoa, Chordata, Mammalia, Artiodactyla, Balaenopteridae.